AUGGCCGCUCUGGCCCAAGAGGCCGCCACUGCCCCCGCUUCGGCGCCCGCCGGACAGGCUUCGGAGUUCCAGCCGCGGGGGGAAGAGCAAGGCUGGCACCCCCAGAUGGGCUGCCAGGCGAGCUCGGGGAAGAAAAAGGCCGCCGCCAGCGACGCCGAGGUCACGGCGGAGGGCCCGGCCGAGGAGGAGUCGAUCACUGUCGUCGUGGCGGAGGCCUCCUCCGACAAGGAGUUGUCCCGGUCCCAGGAGCUGUCCCAGUCGCGGGAGCUGGAGCUGUCCCGGGCGUCGACCGCGGGGUCGGUCACGCCCGAGGCCGGGGCCGACACGGGCGCGAGCAGGCUCGCGCCCUCCGGCCAGGGGAAGACGACCAGCGAGGAGCAGGGGGCCCGGGACCCGAGGCUGUCGGCCCUGUCGAAGAGGUCCUCGUCCUCGGGCAAGGGCCGGUCCAAGGUGCCGAGGGCGAUGGGCGUGGUGAAGCGCAAGUGA
This is a messenger RNA of Prorocentrum cordatum, 486 nucleotides long. NCBI's taxonomy places the organism in Eukaryota, Dinophyceae, Prorocentrales, Prorocentraceae. The record is from the annotation of a GenBank genome assembly.